Molecule: messenger RNA, 13514 nt
Organism: Drosophila arizonae
Lineage: Eukaryota; Metazoa; Arthropoda; Insecta; Diptera; Drosophilidae
Gene: btsz
Product: bitesize
Biological process (GO): intracellular protein transport; exocytosis
Cellular component (GO): plasma membrane; exocytic vesicle
Molecular function (GO): small GTPase binding; neurexin family protein binding
Source: RefSeq, a predicted model, not a curated record
CAGGAAGCUACAUAAAACGAAACUCAAGGAACAGCAAAUAGGAAAACUCCGUGAACCUGUAUAGUAUGUCAAGUGGACGCAGCGCACGCCUACCGCCCACGCCCACGCCCACGUCCACGUCCACGCAGAACGCCAACAACAAGCACCGCGUGGCAGCUGCAACAUCCGCCGCAGCAGCAGCGGCAGCUGGUGAGCCCAACAGCAACAACAUGCUGCAAUACAGCAGCGGCAAUGCAACAGCCAACGGCAGUGCUGGCUCGGCGUCGGGCUUAGGCGUAAGCGGCCUCCAGAUGGGCAUGAACAUGGGCAUGGGCAGCAUGUCGAGCGGCAUGCUGCCAAGCGGCUUUGGCCUUGGCCAAAUGUCCGGCGGCGCCAGCACUGCAACGACCGACGUGGGAACCGAUAGCAUACCCGGCGAGACCAUCGAUGCCCUGGGCCCCGAGUUGGCCGUGGCCACGUCGCAGGUGCUCGAAAAUUUGUCGGAAAACGAGCGGAAGAUGAUCAUUGAAGUGCUCAAUCGGGAUGAGUCGGUGCGGCAGCGCGAUGCCACCAGGAUAAUGCUCUUGCGCGCUGAAUUGUAUGCGCUGAGGUGCAAGGUCGUUGGUGAAGCAGGAGUGCAGUCACAGCCAAUGCCACUCGAUGCCACACAACAACAACAAGAACAACAACAACAAGACCCUAACCAACAACAGCAAACAAUGCUAGAACAACAACAACAGCUUGAACACAACAACCACAAAAAUCUACACAACGACCUGAGUCGCCACUGUGCCCGCUGCACCACCGAACUGGGCCGCAUCACCAACCGCGGCGCUCCCUGUCGCGUCUGCAAGCUGCGCGUGUGCAAAGCCUGUCGAGUCCAUCACGCAUUGGACUGGGUGUGCGUUGUGUGCCACAAGCAACUGGAGCUACAAGCAGCCAGCGGUGAGUGGCUGAAGGAAGCCUACGCAUCCUGCGAGGCUGUCGAUCACCUUAGCACCAGUGACGUGCUUCGGAAAAGCAUACGUCGCUCUUGGACCAUCUCAAAUCCCGAGGACGAUCCGAAUAAUCCGAAUGCCCAGCAGCCCGUCACCGACAACUUGUAUCCACAGCAACAGCACUUGAUCGAGGCCCAAUCGGCGGGCAGUUACCCCACAUUGCACCAGCACACGCUGCAUCAGCAGAUGCAGCAGCAGCAGCAGCAGCAGCAGCAACAGCUUCAGCAGCAACUGCCACUGCAGCAGCAGCAGCAGCAUCAGCCGCCUCCGCAACCGCGCCAGACGCACAUCAUCAAUUAUAAUAGUGGCACUGCCACGCCCAUCACUGGCAGCAAGUGGCAGUUGGGGCGUCGCGUCCUACGCCAAUCCACGUUACCCAGCACACUAAGCAACGAUCCGAAUCUGAGCGGCAGCGGUGCCAAUCUGGCCAACUACAAUUCGGCCAACUUGACUGCGCCCACCUCGCCCCACCAGAUACAGAAGAGCCCGCUCUAUCCGAGCGCCUACAACAGCGACGACAUCAUCCACAUGAACAUCGCGCCCGACUGCGACAACUACAGCCAGAUCCAGAUCCAGCAGCAGCAGCCGCAGCUGGAGGCAGCCGCGAGUCCUCCCACGCAUAGCCAUCGACUGCAGGUGCGCCGUCAGUCGACGCUGCCGGCGAAUCCAUGCCAGCCGCCGCCCAGCAUAUACAUGUCCACCUCACCGAAUCGCGUCUAUAGCCGUUCGCCGGAGCGGUCGCCCGGCGAGCAGCGCUAUCCGCCCUUCACGCGGCAGACAUCCUUCCCGGAGCCGCCGAGCAACAACUAUCAUCGCACCAAGCUGCUGCCCAAUACCGCCAAUCUAACAGCUCCGACCAACCAGUCGUCGCCAGUGGUCGCAGCGGCAGCGGCGCCGCCCCUGAACUACGAGUCGCAGGCAUCGAGCAUGGCCAGCGAUGACAUGGAUUACAGCCAGGCGUUUGGCAAGCCACGCAUGACGCGCCAGGCCACCUUGCCCAAUCCCGAGCAGCAUGUCAAGCUGCUGCCCACAUCGCCGCCCAAGCGUCAGACGUCGCCGCAGUUCCGACGCUCGCCGGAAUUCACGCGCCAGCAGACGCUGCCCAAUCCGGAAGCCUUCAACAGCGGCAACACGCUAACAGUGCACCAGACGCCGCCGGGCAAAUUCAUGCCCAUCUCGCCGCGAGCCAAGCAGAACUUCCUGUUUCCCAGCGUGCAGAAUCCGCGCCAGUUUCUGUCGCAGCAGAACGUGCCCACUGUGGGCGGCGUGGACCUCGGCAGCGGCGGCAGCGUGGCCAGUGCCACCGGCGAGCAGUACUCGAGCAGUCAGAGCGUCAAUAUACACCACUCGCGCGACCCGCACUCGAAGAUGAUCAAGGUGCGCAGCCACAGCAACGAAGAGUAUUCGAACAGCACCAAGACGCACGUGGAGAGUCGCCGGCUGCUGCCGGAAAUACCCACAACGCAGCGCUCGCAGAGCCGCUCGCCCAGCCGCCUGGUGCGGCAGGACUGCCUCAAGGAGCAGGAGCACGGCUCGCGCACCUUUGGCGAGGCUAAGCAACAGUUCUGCCAGUUUCCCGAUGUCAGCGAGGAACUGGAGACGCGACCGGAGUACGUGGACUACUUUGGCAACAGCACCACCAGCUUCCUGGAGUCCGAUGAGGUGCAGUACGAGAAGAACUACAACGCCGGCUUCAGCAGCGAGCCGCGCAUCAUCUACAACGACGGCGCCGACGAUGCCGCCUACAAGCCCACGCUGCCGCGGCCCAUGUACGGCUCCGAGAAUGUGGUGACAGGCGGCGAUGGUGGCUACGGUGCGGGCGCACCCAUGCCCGGCUUCUAUUCCGACAUGCAUGCGACGCACAGUGGCGCCGUGCUGCCGCGCACUCCACUCAUGCACAAUCGCAUGCGACGGCGACAGUCGAGGGAGCUGCCCGCCCAGCCACAGGAGGACUACGCAGCGGGCCUAACCGAGCCAACGGCAGCCGCAGCAGCCCCACCAGUGGCUAGCGCCACAGUGGGUGCCGCUUCACUCGCGGUGGACAACAGCGCUGAUAGGCGAAAGCCAGAGCAAGUGCGUUCCGUGUCAGAGGACUCGGGUGCCAAGACGGCGCCGAAGCCCGUCACGCGGCGCUCCUUUUCGCAUCCCGAGAAGGAAUCAACGCCACCAAAGAAAACGGAAGCCUCGAAAAUACCGAGUCCCCGACCCCUGGCCGAUAUACUGGACAAGACGCGCGGUGGCGCCACAAAGAUACCGCUGGCCCGACGCCGCAACAGCCGCGGCGAGGAGGGUAGAGUACCACAGCAUCACUACUCCUUCCAUGAACUGCUUAAGCACCAGAACUCUGACUUAUCCAAUCGCAUGAAAAAAACGACAAUUCCCGUUAACACAGUCCCAGCCAAGGAGGAUGAGCAGGCCGCAUCCGGAGCCGUAGCCGAAGCUGCAGCCAAGGCGACUGACAAAGACCCCGACGCGACGAACAAUGAGGCCAAUGACACAGCAGGUGCCGCAGCACACACCAGCACACUGGGUGAGCAGGAGCUGCAGAAUGCAGUGGAGGCGGCUGCCGUUGUCUUCAAGAAGGUGGUGCUGCAGCGGCGCAAGGAGAAGGAGAAGGAGAAGGCCGCCGAGGAAGGCCCGCAGCUGGCAGCUGGCGCUUCCGGUGACAGCAACGGCGAUGCCAUGGAAACCUCGUCGUCAUCGGAGCUGGAGUUCAGGUGCAGCACAGCGGGCACGUCGGGUCAGUCGCAGUACAGUGUCGAAGCGGAUGAGUUCAAGCUUGUGUUUCUAAACUCGGACUCGUCAUCCUCAUGCAAAGAGGAGGAGGAGGAGGAAGACGACAACGAUACGGAUACCGCCUCUAGUUCCUCCUGCACAUCCACACACCAAUGCCACAGCAUUGUGAGCAAUGUGGAGGACUGUGAUUGGGACUACUUUGAGCCAUCGAUGAUUGCAGCCACUACAACCACAACCACAACAAUGAUUGCAUAUGCCAGCUCCAUGGCGUCCACAACGCCCACGCCACCGCCACGCCUACGUCGUCGCUCCAGCGACAGCGACUCGCCCUUGCUGCAGCGCCGGCAGCAGCUCCUGCGCAGCUACUGCUCCAAGAUACGCGAGAGCGACACCGGCACCGACGAGGAGCUGCACAUGCAUGCCGAGAGCAGCUCCCAGACCAGCUCCGAUCAGAAUCAGACACCGCCGACGCCCUCACUGCCGCUCAGCAUGAAGGCGCGCAUCAAGACGCGCUUCCUCAAGAGCCACCAUCACUACCAGCACCACCACCACAGCCACAGCCACAGCCACGCGCCCAGCAGGUGCACUGGCUGCAGUGGAGCCACAGCCGCCCAGCAGCCGCAAUAUGUGCCCAUACCCGUGCCGGUGCCCAUACCCGUGCCCAUGGCCGCCUACCACAACUGGCAGCUGGAGCAUUCGGGCGCACCGUUGCUUGAGCAGGACGAGCACUUGGCCGCCUCACUGCAGCAGCUGUGGCAGGCGGCGGCAGCCCAGCAGCAGGCGGCAGCCGCAGCAGCUGCUGCAGCGGCUAUGGUCGCUUAUUCGCAGCAAUUCGCCGCGGCUAGCAACAUGUUUGAUGCAACACCGCCGGCAACCACCAAGAGCUAUCAGCAAUUGCCAACAACAACACGUCAAUUGGAUGGCGGCUUCAAGUCCUCGGCGCCGGAGCUGAGCGCCUCGCUGGGCUCGCUGAUGACGCAGUCGCUGUGCUCCACUGCGUCCACGUCUUCAUCAACAACGUCCGGCUAUGGCACAGCAGGUCGUAGCCUGGAAACAUUAGCCGGCUGUCUGUGUCUGGCACAACAACAGCAUUACCAACAGCAACAACAACAACAACAACAACAACAGCAGCAGCAGCAGCAGCAACAACAACUGGCCAGCAAAAUAGCUUUCAAGCCAGCUCCAACAAGUUUAGGUUUAGUAUUGCCGCGCACGCCGUCGGGUGAACAGCAACAAACGCGACGCUCGCUCUGUGACGAUGCUGAUGCCGAUGUUGACGUCGCCGCAACGCCCACAACAGCACUGAGAUUGUGUAAUGCGAAUGAUAAAAGAAGCAGCGAUUGCGACUGCGACUGCGAGAGCGACGCCAGCAACAGCGUUAAAUUUAGCGCACAUGUUGAUGUUGAUAAAAGCGAGGCAAUGCCAGCGGCAACAUUGACAGUCGAGCUGCCAAAUAAAUGCCAAAAUCUAUGCGAAACUGUGCAAAACAGCAGACAACUAGCGACAGCAGCAGCAGCAGCAGCAGCUCAAGCACCAACAGUACCAACAGCAGCAACGGCAGCACAAGCACCAGACACACAAACGCAAACAGCAACAGAAAACACAGAAACAGAAAGACAAACCUACCUGGCGAGUAACAACCACAACGCCGACGCCGACGACGACGACGACGGCGACGAAGGCGAAGCAGCGGAGGCAGCAGACGAAACAAAUAUACAUAAAAAUCAAGUACCAGCAACGGCAGCAACAACAACUACAACUACAGCAAGCGGAGCCACAUUGAGUACGGCAACUCCUGCGGUAAUAACUCGUUUCAGCGACGGCCAAGUUGCAGUCGAAAAUGUUGAGAUUGUUGCCGCCGUUGCGCCUAGAGAGCAACAAUUGCAGCAGCAACAGCAACAGCAGCCACUAGAGUCGCAACUAGCAAAGAAUUCGCAUAGGUUUAUAAAUACAAAAUCCACAAAUAUGUCCGAGAACGAGCCAAGUGAGUCGGCGACAUUUGGCUAUUUGCGCAGCGAAAGCUACGCCGCCAACAGCAGCAAUAGCAACAGCAGCAGCAGCUGCAACAGUGAAGCUGAAGAUGAGCGCAGCCCACGCAAAUUGGUGGAGCGCAGCUACGAUGUGGCUCUGGCCAUGCAAGCAGAGGCAGCGGCAGAGGCGCAGAAGGAGGAGGAGGAGCUGCAACUGGAGCCACAGGCAGCAGCAAUGCCCAUGCAAAUGGUGCACCACAGCACCACCGAAGGCAGCAGCAGCAGUGAUUCCAGCAGCAACAGCAGCUCCAGCUCCGAGUCAUGUGACUCAGAUGACACCGGCACUGUGGCGGAUCGCCGGCCCAAGCGAAGGCGCUUUAACAAGGUGUUUGUGGUCAACCGGCAGGUGGGCCAUGCGGCUCGCGUCCGACGCAGCUCAUCCACCGAGGGUGACUCGUUGUCCUCCUCGGAUGCGAAUCUUGAAGACUCAUCGGAUAAUGAUACAGACACAGAGCGCACCGAUUGUGGCAUUGUACUCAACUAUGUGAAAGCAUUGGCCGAGGAGGAGGCAGGCCCAGAGGAGGAGCCAUUGGCUGCUGCAGCACGUGAUGCCAGCGACGAUGAUGACGAUGAUGAAAGUGAACGCCGCAUUGCCAACUCAAGCGAUGAGCUCGCCAACUGCAUUGUUGUUGUGGGCGGCUGCACCGACGACGAUGCCAAUGCCGGCGGCGUUGUCUUGCAUGGGAUGCGUGCUCUGCCAGACGUCGCGGAGGAGCAGGAGCCACAGCAACAGCARCAGCAGCAGCAGGAGCAAUUAGAGCACAACAUUGAGCAGCCAUUCGAAAUAAGCGCCGUCCUGGCUGCCUGCGAUGAGCUCCAUAGCAUUUCCAACGAUGUGAAUCGCUUGUUGGCGCUGCACAAGCAAAACUCCCAGUUGGAGCUGAAGCUGCAGCGACUGCGACGCGGCGUCGCCGAAAUCAAUGAGGAUCAUCUGCUGGCAACGCAGAGCACUGCUGCGGCUGCCGCCCCCACGGAGCAGAAGCCAAGCGAAUGCAGCAGUCAAAUGCUAAAAGAAGGGUGUUCAGGUAAUGCACCCACCGCACAAAAGAAGGAGGAGGAGGAGGAGGAAGCGGCACAAGCAACGGCAACGGCAACGGCAACCCUCGCGCUGACCAGUUGCCGUUCUCAGAAAAGCGUAAAUGUAAAUUCUAAUGACGAAAGCGAAGCAGCGAAACAAAGCGAACCAAGCAACGCCGAGGGUAAACAUGUAAGCGAAGAAGCACAGGCGCAAACACAAGAAGCAGCGACAACAGAGGCAGCGACUCUUGGGUUUUCAUGCCAGCAGCAGAGCCAGCAGAGGCAGCAGGUAAAGGCAAACAGCGAUAAUAAAGUAGCAGCCAAGCAAACAGCAACAACAACAGCAAAGGCAACGACUAUCGUCGAGCGAACAGCUGUGCAAACCCAGGUAAUGGGAGAGGGCGAGGCAGCGAGCGGCGGCAUACGCAGCGAAGCAUGCAAAAUAAACGACGAUUUGUUCGACUCGCUCAACUCUCACUCUCUCGCCAUAACGAGUAAAGCACCUGAAGCACAACAGAAACAGCAACAAAGCAAACAACAACAAGAGAAGCAGCCGCAGCAGCAGGUAGCCGAGAGAGCGACAGCUGCUGAGCGUAAAGAGAGCGCGCUACCUGUUGCUCAGUUAGCCGAUUGCGCAGCCGAAGUGAAGUCGCAGUCGGCAUUGGAAACGGCAGCGGCAGCGGCAGCGGAGUCAGUCGAAAAUGAAAUGUUAAACGUUGCGGUUGAAGAGCCAAACGCGCGCCUAACGCUGUACACUAACAACAACAACAUUAGCAGCAGCAGCAACAACAAUAAUAAUAGCAGUAGAAACGGCAACAACAACAACGACGACGACGACGUUGGUCAUAAUGACGGCGAUUUCGCAGCACAAAAGACAGAAAGCAGCAACAAUGCUGCUCUUGUUGUUGGCCAACAUAGCAGCAGCAGCAGCAGCAACAACAACAAUAACAACUGUGACGUAGUGAAUGUGAAUGUGAUUGAAGCAUCGUCGCGUGUGUUUGAAAGUUGUGAAAACGAAUACGACAAAAUAUUUGGCAGCAAUCAAGAACUGCAAAUCAACAACGAGCCAACUGCAGCUGCAAUAGCAGCAGCAACAAAUAAAGCAACGACAGCAACAGCAACAACAACAACAGCAGCUAGUGCUGCACCCAAGAAUUCACUUUCAGCUAAAUAUCGCAGCUUAGUGAUGAUUACAAAAGACAAUGAAAGCCCAACAACAACAACAGCAUCAGCAGCAGCAACAACGAGUAGCGACAACGAUUAUGAAAUGCCAGCGAUUGGCAGCAACAACUUUGGCCAGAACUUUGGCAAUGAGUCACACGUUACGCUGCGCGCCUUAAGCAACGACAUCGAUUUCAGCGCGGAACCGUUGACAGUGACGCCAACGCCAAGUGAACGGGAACUGUCGCGUGACUCGUACAGUGUGGACUCCCUAAAUGAGCCGAGUAUACGGCCGAAGAUCAUUCUGGACGAUGGCCUGGCCGACGACGACUCCUGGGUGGAGGAGCUGAGUCAACACGGCGAUGGCGACGACGAUGAGAACUUGAGCAAUGCCACGACAACGCCGACAGCCACCGAUUCUGAGGAUGCGGAUGGGGAUGGAGAGCUGGGCGGCGGUCGCAUCAUGUACAUGGAUCGGGAGGAGGAGCUGCGCGGCUACAACCGAUCAGCCAUCGACUUCACGCUGCACACCAUUGUGGAGGAGAGCUGCGAGGAGAGCGAAGUGGCCUCCAUGCGAGCUGACAACGAGCUGGAGCAGGAGGAGGAGGAGGAGGACUUGGCGGAGCGUAGACGCAUGCGCACGCUACAGCAUCAUCAUCGGCUUAGCGCCUCGGAGCUGGAGAAGUAUUUCUUCUUCGGCCUGGGCGAUGGCAAGGUCAUGAGCUCCAUAGACACUCGUGGCGAUGACACCGCCUCGGAGGUCAGUUCCGAGUGCUCCGAGAGUCUGGACUCGCUGCCCCAUGACGAUCAGCUGCUGGAUGGCAGCAAUAGUGCCGCAGACUUGGCAUCAUCCCGCCUAGAAAAGUACUUCCUCUCCGGCUUCAUGGGCUUCAGUGGAUCCGGCGAGAAGCAGGCGGAGAGCGACGAGAGUGGCGGCAGCGUGGGCAGCGACAGCGAGGGACAUCCCAGCCCCAGUCAGCGGCGCAAACGACUUGUACGGGCGCGGGGCACUCCCCGCAGCCACAACUCCUCGUUGGAUAAUCUGCUGCUGCCCGAGACUGAUGCAAUGGAUGCCACGACAACGGCAGCCGGAGCUGCAGAGGACACAUCCGAGUCGGAGACCGGCUGCGACGACACCGUCGUGCACAUAGCCAGCGCUGUGGAUCGCGCCUCUGACGGCAGCUCCUCAGACACCAUCAAGCGCAAGAAGCAGCUGCGGAAACGGCACGACUCCCUCGAUGAAAAGAAGCUGCACGAGGCGGCAGAUGCGUGUGCCACUGGAGCUGGCGGCGGCAUCGGAGGCGACUCCCAUGCCAACAAUCUGGGCACUGCUCAGGCAAAGAAGCAGCAGCAUCACAGCCGAGACAGCGGCUUUGUGGGCAGCAACGACGACCUAUUGAAGUCUCCCGACUGCGAGCCCAGCAAGUCCCCCACGCCAACUCUGGGCCAGAUCAGUGAGGACCGCGAGCCAUUGGCCUCAGCCAGCGCACUUACAUUGCCCAAACCGGAAUUACCCAGCACGAGUGCGGGAGCCGUUGUCGGCGCGACGCGACGCAUCACUCUGCAGCCACCGGGCCCGGGUGGAGCCAGCAGCUCCAUUUUGGUGCGCAAGGAUAGCUUCAACAACUGGAGCUCCGAUGAGGAGACCAAUCUGAUGAUGACCAAGAUGCGUCAGUUCUUCAAGACGCUCAUCGUGGCCACAGCCAAUGCACAACAGAGCCAGAGUCAGAGUCAGAGCCAAUCCCAGAGCCCGAGUGCUGGCAGCACGCCCAGCUCAGUGCGCCGGCUGGCAAGCAAGUCGGCCAAGUCAAGGCCGGCACAGCUGGCCUACUUCGAGAAUGAGCUGACACGCCUCAUGAAGACUGUGCCGGGCAUCAAUGAUGAGCAGGUGCGCGAGAUUGUGGAGUAUCUGAGCAGCGAAGAUACCUGGUCGGACUCGUACGACUCCUCCGACUAUACCAGCUCGGACCUGGAGGGCUCCGAGCACAAGGGACAGCUGAAGGCGCAGAUCUCCGCCAGCUGCCAGCAGAUAAUCAACAAGUUCGAGGUGGACGAGGAGGGGGUGCGAGGCGAUGGAGGUCUGCUGGACGAGGCGCAUGCGCUGAAUGGCGAUACGGCCUUUGUCUACCAAAAGCUGGUAGCCUCCUUCAGCAAAGUGGCAGUGGGCGAAGCUAGCGAAGGAGCACCCAAUGGCAGUAGCAAGCCCGCGGAGCCCGAUGAGGAUCGCCUGUCCACAACCAGCACGGAGCAGCGGUCGCCACAGCUGUUUGCCAAGGUCAUGCAGCACAUAGGAACCCGCCUGGUGGCCCUGAUGCACGAGGUAAGCAGUGGCAAUGAGACGCCCAUGUCGACGCGGCACACCCGCCGGGCGCAGGCCAAGAUCUCAGCCACGACAACGGAGGAUGAAGAGGACGAGGUGGAGCAGCAGCUGCAGCUGAAGGCGCUGCCGCUAAAGCAGCUGAAGCUGCGCAGCCGUUCGCAUGAUUUGUUGCUGGAUGGCGGCGCCAACGGCGGACAACAGACACAGCUCCAUGGACACAUGGCCGCCAAUGCGGCGGUGGGUCAUCAGCAGGCAGGAGCCACGGACACCGGAGCCGGCGACAAUGCCGGGGAGGAGUGCGGCGUGGCCAGCGAUUAUGAGCGCUUCUCGUGGCGCGGCAGUUUUGAGUCGGCAUUACUGGCUAAUGGCGACUCCAGAACGAGGCUCAGCCAGCUGAGCCAGCUAGACAGGGACAACUCGUCGUCUGCGUCCGCUUUGGCUGUGGCAAAGCGCCGAUCUGCAGGCGACCUGCUGUUCAGCCAGCACCAGCAGAGCCUUAGCCGCGAGCAGCUGGAUCGCGUGCGCUCCUGCGGCAGCAUUGGCGGCGGCGAUGCCCACCAUCAUCAGCUGGAGGCAUCGCCCGCCAAGCCUUGGCUGUCGUCGGCCAGCUCCUGCGCCGAUUCCGCCAAGGAUGUGCGCCGCUCCAGCGUACCCGAUGCCAUCUACGAGACGGACUCCAGCGACGAGGGGCAAUCGGCACAGUUUACCGCCAAUCGCUCCACCUUGCCGCGCAGCCUGACGGGCAGCGUGCCAGUGGCUAGCACCAAUUCCCUGCCACGCCUGCCCACCAGCUCGGUGGCUACGGUGGGCGCCCCUUUUACCAGCACGCCCAUCACCAAGUCGCAAAACGCGCUCAACUAUACGCCCUCGUCUACGGGCAGCGCCAAGAGCGCGCGAUACCGCUCGCCGGGAUUGGCCGCACGUGCUGCAGCCGCCAACAGCAGCGGCGCAGGAGUCGGCUCUGCCAGCUCCUCCAGCAGCUGUGGCAAAAAACUAGGCGGCGGUCUGCAGCAGUUCCUCUACUCCAAGCGUGAUGCACGCAAACGCCUGAACAUGUCAGCGGAGGAAGCCAGAGCAGCUGCCGAUGAGCUCAGCAAAUCUCCGGUUAUUGGACAACGCAAUCCGGAUGCCGCUGCCUCCAGUCCGAUACAGUCGCGUGCCUCGAGCGAAACAUGGCCGGCCCAGUCGGAUGAGGAUAUCGAUCGGCUGGUGGCCAUGCACCAGAAUCGCAGCAGCCUCAGUUCCCUAGGCGUGCGCUCGGAGUCCAUGGCCAGCGUUUAUUCGGGCGCCGGCGAGGGUCGCUAUGGCACUGUCGUGGUGAAGGGUCAGGUGGAGUUCGGCAUGCAGUACAACUAUAAGCUGGGCGCCUUGGAGAUUCACGUGGUGCGGUGCAAGGACUUGGCUGCUGUCGAUGCCAAGCGCAAUCGCAGCGACCCCUAUGUCAAGGUUUACUUGUUACCCGAUAAGUCAAAGGCUGGCAAACGCAAGACCAAAGUCAAGAAGCACACACUGAAUCCCAUCUUUGAUGAGACGCUGCGCUUCCACACGUCCCUUGCCAGCCUGGAGUCGAAAACUUUGUGGUUGACCGUUUGGCACUCGGACAUGUUUGGACGCAACGAUUUCCUGGGCGAGGUCAGCGUCAAUCUGCAGGGCCGGCUCUUCGACAACCCCCAGUCACAGUGGUAUUUGCUGCAGGAGCGCAGCGAGCCAUUCGAUGAUGUGGCCACCUAUCGCGGCGAUAUUGUUGUGGGUCUCAAGUACGUUCCGCCAGAGAAUCUAAAGUCUUCGAUAUUCUCGCGUGGCUCCAGCCUCACAGGCAGCUCCUCGAAUCUGCGCAAGUUUGGGGGCAGCAUCAAAUCUGUGACUUCCAAGUCCGACCGCAGCGCCAAGGGCGGACAGCUGCACGUGCUGGUCAAGGAGGCCAAGCACCUGAGUCCCAUCAAGACCAAUGGCACCUGCGAUGCCUUCUGCAAGAGCUACCUGUUACCGGAUCGUACACGCAGCUCCAAGCAGAAGACACCGGUGGUGAAGCGCACUUUACAUCCCAGCUGGAAUUAUACGUUUGUCUAUGAGGACGUCUCCCUGAAGGAUCUGUCGGAGCGUGCUCUGGAGCUGACCGUCUGGGAUCACGAUCGCCUGGCCAGCAACGAGUUCAUUGGCGGCAUACGCUUCUCUACGGGCACAGGUCGCAGCUAUGGGCGUCAGGUGGAUUGGAUGGAUGCUACCGGCAAGGAGGUAUCUCUGUGGCAGAAUAUGCUAGACCGUCCCAACUUCUGGGUCGAAGGCAGCCUAGUGCUACGCUCCAGCUUGGAUGGCAUACGUUCGACAUUGCCAUAGGCACAGUUCCCGUCACAAUUUGCACAUUAGUAAUUUAUUGCCUAGCCACGCCCACAUAAGUACACUCACACACACACACACGCAGACAAAGAGACGUAAACUAUUGUGUGGCAGUUUCCAGUUUUCUCCCCUGGCACACGAAUACGUCAUUUGUAUUUGUAUUUGUAUUUGAAUUGUGUUGAAUUGUAUUGAUAAUGUAAGAGGUAUUACACAAUAGGGUACGAUGACAAGCAUUACUAGAAAGUUAAGCAUGAAUGAAAUUCAUGAUUCAAUUCGAUUCGAUUCGACUCGAAGCCAUUCGUUUGCGAAUCGAUCGAUUGAAUGAUUGAAGUUUGAUUUGCAAGUUUGUAACAAUUAGAAUGAUUUCCAAUACUCGAAUAUAUGGCAGUCAGACAUACAUACAUAGCACRUACAUAUGUUUAUGACUAUGGCAUGUCUGACUGAAGGCCAGACAUCAGCAUUAGCAUUAGCAGUAGAGAUGACGCUGCAAUUUAUCUGUAUUGUUUUUGUAGUUUAAGCAGCACAAUGUUCAAAUACGAGAAACCAACAAGCAAACUAACAACUAAAGUGUUAUCAAAUUAUUGCACUAAUUAUAAGAGGGUCAUAACCCAGAAGAUACUAUAAAUUGUAUAGCAAACACGCGGAUUGCUCAGUAAAAUGACGAUGAUGGAGUCGAGGAUGUCGACAAAUUAGCCCAUAUACAUAUACAUAUACAUAUACAUAGACAUGUGUAUAUACAUAUGUAUAUACAAAUAUAUAUUUAUAUAUAUCGAUAUACGCUAACUUAGGAUCAUUUGUGUGUGUAUUUUUUUGUCCAAAAACAAAUGGAACUUGCAAUUUUGCAUACUGUAUGCAUUAAAUCUACGAUAAUAACUAAACCGACAUAAACUCUAAGCUAUGUAAUACAUAAUAUGUACUAGUACCUAUAUAAAAAAA